This is a messenger RNA of Ectocarpus sp. CCAP 1310/34, 2448 nucleotides long. The record is from the annotation of a GenBank genome assembly. NCBI's taxonomy places the organism in Eukaryota, Phaeophyceae, Ectocarpales, Ectocarpaceae.
AUGGAACCGCGACAAGCUGCUAAGCAGCGCCAUGUUUUGACGAUCGAUUGUGCAGAUAUACCCAAAGCGACGGCGGAAACGUUUAACGCAAAACCUUGGCUUAGGGAUAUCAAGCUAGAACUCAACCGGUGGAACAAACCUCCGUGGCAAGUGAUCCAAGGCGGCUGGUACCAGGUCAUCAGCUUCUACGAGGGGUUGGCACAGUCCGGGGCUGUCGCUGUCGUACCAAGUCUAAAGGUGGUGUUCGUUGGUGCGGUGCACGCCGGCAAGACCACUCUGACAAGGGGCCUGCUGGACGGAAAACUCGCAAAACUCCCGCCACCCAGAACUCGUGGCGUCGACGUACACGUCAACCCAUGGACGCCAAACUUCGACCCUCCAGUUGAGGUGGUUAUCUGGGACUUUGCGGGCCAUGAUGACUACUACUCCACUCACCAGCUAUUUUUAACCUCAGGGUCAUUGCACGUGCUCGUCGUCGACCUCCACAAGUUCGUGUGUGACCCUUCCUCGACGGGGGACACAGUCUACGUGUGGCUGGACUCAUUGCUUUGCCGGGUACCCGGAAGCGUUGUCCUGGUCGUGGCUACAUAUGCAGACGCCUUUGGUGAUAACCACGAGCGGUCGGCGGCCGCCUUGAGCAAGCUAGAAGCAGCGAUACACGAACACUUGGAGGAGAAACGCAUGGAGUGGCAGACUGCUCAGCGACAGGCCGAGAACACCAAGCAGACGCCACAAGACCGAUGUGGUCCCCCGGCAAGUGGUUCAACGACAGGAUACCCGGCGGAUCACGCAGCAGCACCGCCGCCCACGCUCCAGCUGUGCGGCUUCAUCUCGGGCUCCGGCCGCAGUUUGGAGGACCUUUCGGUUCUUGGGAGAAAGAUCUGGGAGAUCGCUCACGAGGAGUCCCUGUUCCCGGACAUCCAUCAGAAGAUCCCCAAAUCCUGGAGGAGGGUGUGGGCUGUCAUGGAUGCAUUGCGCGAGGGAGCAGACCCCCAGAAAGCGGUGCGACUGGACGGUCCUCUUGCCCCGGUCGAAGGGCGCGAGAAGCGCGAGUUUGUGACCCGGGAAGAAGCAUUCGAAGCGUGGUGGGGUGCGGAUGGCGAAUCAGUGGCGGAGCUGAAGGCCAAAGGCCCAGACAGCCAACAUCUCAACCAGGAUUCCCAACGCCUCUUCCAGGCGGCGCUAAAGCUGCGGCAGAUGGGUGGAUCAGUCCUGGCGGCGUGUGGCCUGGUCCACCUAAACGUCGCCUGGAUCAAUGAGUUGCUGCGGGAGCUCCUGGACCAUCGCUUGGCUGAUCCAAAGCAGGCGAGCUUUGUUUCUCUUUCCCACUUUGCUGCUGCCAACUGGUGGGUUGAGCAGCUAAGGACGUACUGCCGCGAACGUGGCGUCUUAUUCAACAGGCUCAUCGGCAUUCACAGGGUGCAAACCGUGCCAUGCAAGAACAACCAGUCGUGUGCUUUGAGGCGUUUUGUCAUAACGGGGGUGAUCACGAAGGAGUACCUUCGUUUUCUGUGGCGGGAGGUAAAGGCGGUCCAGGACGAUGAAGUGUUCGACCGCCUAGUCGAUACGAUGGCUCUGCACGACGCUAUGUUUCCGUGCGACAAGAAUGGGAUCCAUCAGGAAGGAGAGUUCAUGGUACCCGCUCGGCUCCCGGCCAGCGUUCCGUGUGCCUCCCUCGCGGAGCUGGAGAAAGCAAUAUCUCAAGGUACCCGGAUGCAGUUCGUCAUCGCGAUCUACGCCGGCUAUGUCCCGCCGGGAAUCAUCCCGCAAUUUCUCGGCGAAUUGAAACGUAGGGACUGCGGGAUUUCCGGAGAGUUCGUGUUUCACGUUUCCUGGCACCGGGGGGUGGCGUUCAUGACGGCAGGACAGCAGAUCCUUGUGCGCCUCGGGGAGACUUGUGUUCCAUCCCAACGUGUAGUGGAGGUGAACAUUGCCGGGGAUGCCGAAAAGGACGUGUACGACACUGGUUUCGCAAUUAAGAAACUUAUUGUACGUCUUCUGGAAAAGCGGUACCCAGGGCUGGACUUCGACCCUGAGGCUAACCCCACCUUAAUGAAGGGGAAAGAAGCCUGGCAGGAGACCCGGGCCGCGCUUCGGGGAGACUUGGUCGAAGAGCUGGAACGAAACCUGGAGGCGGUGCUGAGAAGGAUCCUAGAACCCUCCAGCAAUCCAGGCGACGGGCUGGCGGAAUCCAACACGCUCAUCCCAAAACUCAUCGAUGGAGCUCUGGCGAAGAGGCUCACUAGCCUGUGCUCAGACAUGCAGCUAGACGUCAACCGCAAGUUGAACGAGACGACUAUGGAGAUUGUGGCCGGCGUGGAACAAGUCGUCCAGGCGAACCUGUCGAACGCGGCGGUUGUUGGGCUGAGACCGUCAGAGAGGAACAUCCUGGUUGGCGUGGCGCGGGAAUUGGCCCUUCUGCGGUGAGCAUCCCCAACAGCAAGGUUU